CGUAGUUUGUUUUCUCGCCUGCGGCUGAAGUUUGGACCGUGAGCCGCUGCUGAAGGCAAUGUGGAUAUUGUAUUCAGGAUUUCAUUUUAUAGUGUGUGAACGGUAAUCCAAACCUGCGGGAAAAGUAGAUACAGUUUGGUAUUUUUUCUCUUUUGCUUUUCGUCUUAUCCCGGCUCUAUGAGGGGUGUCCCUCGGAACGGUUUACAUGCGGACUGUCAGAAAUACUACAGCCUCACGUGUUUGAAUUUAGCUUACAUUUGAUAUAUCUUUUUCUAUAUUAACUCGCAUUUUCGCUCUCGGAGCCACAGCCUGUGCACACUUUGUCAAAGUCGACUUCAUUCAAGACUUGUUGACUUGCGUUUCGGUGGCAGGCGUCUACUUACAGUACGUUUGUAUUUUAUUCUGGGUUUGAAAAGCGGAUUAAGAUAUCGCAGUCAUAAACUCAUUGGAGAGGAGGUGAAGGAUUGCUCGGCAUGAUAUACGUGCAGGUCAUCAGAGGGUAACACUGUGGAGAUCUCGUCACUUUUUAAAAAGCUGAUCGUUCUUCCUGAAAAUUAAACCUAAAUGGAUCUUCUCUGGGUCUUCCUGCUGCUGGAGGUGUUUCUGACGUCCGCUGCUGCCAGGGGUCCUCCCAGGGUGUCGGAGCGGGUGGCCCACCGGCAGAGCGUCCGUCUGGGUCGCACCAUGAAGCUGCCCUGCCCCGUGGAGGGAGACCCCCCGCCGCUCAUCAUGUGGACCAAAGAUGGCCGCAACAUCCACAGCGGCUGGACGCGCUUCAGGGUGCUGCAGCACGGUCUGCGGAUCAAAGAGGUGGAGCCUGAAGACGCAGGGACCUACAUCUGCAAGGCCACCAACGGGUUCGGCAGCGUGAACAUCAACUACACCCUCAUCGUUAUAGGUAAGUGAAAAACAAUGUGACUG
Messenger RNA from Gymnodraco acuticeps, 921 nucleotides. RefSeq names its product fibroblast growth factor receptor-like 1. Gene Ontology annotation, cellular component: plasma membrane. The transcript is spliced from 3 exons. The record is from RefSeq and is a predicted model, not a curated record. Gene Ontology annotation, molecular function: fibroblast growth factor receptor activity; fibroblast growth factor binding. Bases 565 to 906 code for a protein of 113 amino acids. Lineage: Eukaryota; Metazoa; Chordata; Actinopteri; Perciformes; Bathydraconidae.